AUGGAUAACUUGAAAACUUCGGAGCGAUUUUUCCACAAGUCCUCCUCAUUCAGCAUCAGCAGCCUGUUGUUGAGACGAGAGGGAGUGAUGGGUGACCCGGAGGCUCCUUCUCCGUCCCAGAAACUGCGCUCCGCACAUCCAGAGACACCCAGUCAAGAGGGAAACAACUCUGUCCCCAAAUUACGCACCAAAGCAGCAGAAGCCAACACGGCGGCUCCAAAUGGAAAACGACAAGGACAUAAAGAGGAAUCCAAGAAAAGCAGGGGAGCAGAAGAAAGUGUCAAACCUGAGAAACCAUCUUUCAGUUAUAACGCGCUCAUCAUGAUGGCGAUCCGCCAGAGCCCGGCACGACGGCUCACACUCAACGGCAUCUACGAGUUCAUCAUGGACAACUUCCCCUACUACCGGCAGAACAGACAGGGGUGGCAGAACUCAAUCAGGCACAACUUGAGUCUGAAUAAGUGCUUCGUUAAGGUGCCGCGCCACUACGAUGACCCGGGUAAAGGCAACUACUGGAUGCUGGACCCCUGCAGCGAGGACGUCUUCAUCGGUGGCACAUCUGGGAAGCUCCGGCGCAGGACAGCAGCUGGCUCCAGAACCAAGCUUGCAUUGAGAAGAGGAGGAGGAGGAGGAGGAGGAGGAGGAGGAGGAGGAGGUCGUCUGAUGUCCUCCAGCACCGCAACCAGCCUGACCUUGGCCGCAGCGGGGUCGUUUUACUGGCCGGUUCCGCCGUUCCUGCCUCUCCAAACACCUGUACGCACCCACCUCGGCGCCGGGACUUACCUGAGUGCUCACCCACGCUUCCCCAACCACUCCACCUCGAUGGUGUCGCAGAGGUCCCGGUUGAGCUCAACAGGUGGUGCAGACGCAGACCGGCUCGUGCAGACGCACCAGGAGAUGUCUUAUAUUGGACUCAGUUGCGCGCAGUCCCGACGCCAUCAGAUUGGCACCGCCUGCACCGCUUUCUCCACCUCCAUCCCAGCGUGCACCCUGCCGCUGUCGGAUCCCUACUCCUUUAACAUGAUCUCCGGACAGGCCAGCUAUUUCUACUCUCAUCACCACAUACCGUGUGGCGCGGCGUUUAGUCCGUGCCAAGAGGAGUGCGCCGUGUCCAAGACGUCACCGGGACAUUUCUUACCCAAGAACGGCCACUCAGACCUCAUGGGGUUCUGCAAUGACUUUCCACAUUACUGCCCUCAAGUCAGCUCAAGUCCUCCUUCGUCUUGGAAUAUAGAGAAAUAAAGCAACAGUCAUAGUACAAAGUUUAAAAAAAACAUCUCUGUGUUUAGAUUAAGAAAGUUGACAAAUGAAAGGCCAGAGCGUUUUACUGAA
Molecule: messenger RNA, 1332 nt
Organism: Anoplopoma fimbria (sablefish)
Lineage: Eukaryota; Metazoa; Chordata; Actinopteri; Perciformes; Anoplopomatidae
Gene: foxg1c
Product: forkhead box G1c
Exons: 1
Coding region: 1-1242 (413 amino acids)
Biological process (GO): regulation of transcription by RNA polymerase II
Cellular component (GO): nucleus
Molecular function (GO): DNA-binding transcription factor activity; sequence-specific double-stranded DNA binding
Source: RefSeq, a predicted model, not a curated record